This is a messenger RNA of Maudiozyma saulgeensis, 1227 nucleotides long. Lineage: Eukaryota; Fungi; Ascomycota; Saccharomycetes; Saccharomycetales; Saccharomycetaceae. The record is from the annotation of a GenBank genome assembly.
AUGUUACUACCGUCUCUAAUAAUACGUAUAUUAUUACUUUCGACAUAUUCUUCAAUAGUUUGGUCGCAAGAUGUUGCAGCAGAUAACAACAGCAAUAAUAAUAACAAUUCUACAAUGGAUGAUAAUUCUCAAUCCAAUCAAGGAGAAACCUCUCUCUUAUCAUCAUCUUCAUCAAUUACUGGAUCAAAUUUAAAUGGUCUAGAUGGAUCUCGUUCAACUCUUUCAACAAGUGAUUCUUUAUCUAGUCAAUCUGAAUCAAUAUCAUCAUCAUCAUCAUCAUCAUCCUCAUCAUCGUUGUCUUCAAUCACUUCUACAUUCAUUGUUUCAUCGAGUUCUAGUCGUAACCCCAAUUUUCCAUCGAUAAUAAGUAAUUCUUCAACUCGUUCAACUUCGUCUACCUCUUCUUUUUCUUCUUCCUCCUCAUUUUCUUCUUCUACAAGUAGCAGCAGUGUUACUUCAUCUUCAUCUUCUAGAUUAUCAUCUUCCAUUUCCUCAUCAGAUUCUACUUCUUCCUCUUCAUCAUCAUCUAUCACAGAACGUUCCUCUUCUACAAUAACAUCAGCUUCAUCUUCCGAUACAAACGAUUAUGGUAGCACAAUUACAAGUAUUAUUCAUGGUAAGACAAUUCUUUCAAAUCAUUAUACCACAGUUACUUAUUCCGCUACAGCAACAGCAGGUUCUAAGAAUAGUAAUAAUAAAGGAGGUCUUUCUAAAAAAAAUAAAAAUAUUGUCAUUGGUUGUGUAGUUGGUAUUGGUGUGCCUUUAAUCCUUGGUCUCUUAGUCAUAAUUUAUUUGUUUUGUAUUAGAUCAAAAAAGACAGAUUUUAUUGAUUCAAAUGGUAACGUUGUUACCGCAUAUCGUACAAAUAAAUUUACUAAGAUUUGGCAUAAUAUGAUAGGUAAAAAUCAAGAUGAUGAUGAGUAUGAAACUAAUGAACCAUUAGGUACAUUGGCUCAUGAUAAUGAUAUUGAUGACGAUGAUGAAGCUGUACGCGGAUUAUCACAUCAAUUACAUAAUAACGAUAUGGAUUUGAGUCAUAGUAGUAAUAGUUCUACUAAUAAUAGUGAAAAUUCAUUAGACUCAACAUCUCGUAAGAAUAAAAACCAAUUGAAUAAUGAUGGAUCAUUAUCAGGAUCCAAUAAUUUUAUUAGAUCCAAUGACUUAUUACUAAAUGAAGAUAGAUAUUAUGAUGAAGAUGGGAAUGAACUUAAUGCAAAAAUGUAUUGA